Trichomonas vaginalis G3 is the source of this 1080-nucleotide messenger RNA. RefSeq lists its product as uncharacterized. The transcript has a single exon. Bases 1 to 1080 code for a protein of 359 amino acids. Lineage: Eukaryota; Parabasalia; Trichomonadida; Trichomonadidae. The record is from RefSeq and is a predicted model, not a curated record.
AUGCUUUUCUUGAUUAGUACAUUCAUAACUAAUAAGUGUUCAUAUAAAAGCAAUGGAGCUACUGGAGUACUCAAGUAUCUUUGGCAAUACUACGACUUUGAUGAUGAAGUCGAAGACAGAGGAAACUUCACAAAAUAUGAACUUUCCGACAUACACAUCAACCAAAUUUGCUGGGUAUCCGGAUCAUUUUGUCCAAAACAAACUGGUGAAUAUAAAUUUGAAGCUUGGGGAAAACCGACUCUUUAUAUAAAUUUCGACUUUUUAGGAGAUGAAGAAAAGACAUAUGGUUACUGCGAAGGCAGAAAUCAAUACUAUACUAAACAAAAUAUAAAACUUUAUGCAAACAGAUGUUAUCCUCUUCAAAUAGGGCAAUUUCGAAGCUGUAUACCUAGUGGCAUCAAUGCUAAACUUAAUGAUGUCAUUAUUGACAGUAGCGUUGCUACAUUAAUGGAUUGCCAAACUCAAGAUUGUUUGCCAGGAUAUUACUCAGACACUUGCGAAUUCCAAACAGAUGCAUACUGCAAUGAACAUGGAACACCAGAAUAUGGAAGAACAUCAGAUGGAUUUGGUUGCACUUGCACAAGUUUCGAUUCUAACAUCUUUUGUGAAGAUACUUCUAAAUUUGUUUUUCCGGAAGGUCGUAGAGGAGUUUCAUUUAAGUCAUAUUAUAACACAUCAAGAAUAGAUGCAUCAGCAACAUAUCCUGACUUCUCAAUGCAUGAAUUUUAUGAAUCAUAUUCAACAAUUGAACUUAAUUCUAUUCUUUACGUUCCACAAAACACAUAUUUACAGUUUAAGUUGUCAUCAUCACUUGGUGCACAAUUAUACAUUAACAAUGAACUUGUUGGGGGUUCUUUAAGUGAUAAAUAUGAAUGUCGAGAAGAUGACAUCGAAGUUCUCACAACAGAGAAGAAGAUGUACAACAAAGGUAACUACGACAUUCGCAUUGUUAUGAAUUCAGGUUGUGCUAUCCGAGACCAGUUUGUUGGUCUUGAAUGGAAGUUCUAUCGUUGGUACAAGAACAAUCCACCCGGCUUUGAAGACAUUCCAUCACGCUACCUUGGUACUCCAUCUAACUAG